Molecule: messenger RNA, 3802 nt
Organism: Columba livia (rock pigeon)
Lineage: Eukaryota; Metazoa; Chordata; Aves; Columbiformes; Columbidae
Gene: SDR39U1
Product: short chain dehydrogenase/reductase family 39U member 1
Exons: 6
Coding region: 76-963 (295 amino acids)
Source: RefSeq, a predicted model, not a curated record
GGGGUGGGGCGCGGUGCGGGCGGGAACGCGCAUGCGCAGUCGGUGCUGCCUGGCGCCUGCGCAGCGGAUCCGGCCAUGCGGGUGCUGGUGGGUGGUGGGACUGGCUUUGUGGGCAGAGCCCUGACACAGCUGCUGCGGAGCCGUGGGCAUGAAGUGACCCAUGUCUCUCGACAAGGGGGCAAGGAUCGGAUCAGCUGGGAAGAGCUGUCCCACUCUGGACUGCCCCUGUGCGAUGCCGUGGUGAACUUGGCCGGUGAAAAUGUCCUCAACCCUUUCCGCAGAUGGAAUGAUGCCUUCUGCAGGGAAGUCAUCAGCAGCCGCGUUGAGACCACCAAGACCUUGGCCAAAGCCAUUGCUGAUGCUGAACGGCCACCCCAUGCUUGGGUCCUCGUCACCGGCGUAGGCUAUUACCGCCCUAGCCCCACAGCUGAGUAUACUGAGGACAGUCCUGGGGGGGAUUUCGACUUCUUCUCACGCCUGGUGAGCUCCUGGGAGGCGGCAGCUCUCGUCCCUGGGAGCCCAGCUCGUGGUGUUGUGGUGAGAUCUGGGGUGGUUCUGGGUCGAGAUGGUGGUGCAAUCUCUCAAAUGCUCUGGCCUUUCCGUCUGGGAUUGGGUGGCCCCUUAGGCUCUGGGCUCCAGCCCUUCCCAUGGAUCCACAUUCGGGACCUGGCUGGGAUCGUGUGUCAUGCCCUGGAGAGUGAGUGCCUGCAAGGUGUCCUCAACGGUGUCUCCCCAUCCUCCGCCACCACCUCCAACAGCACCUUUGCUCAGGAGCUCGCUGCAGCCCUGGGGCGCCCAGCCCUGCUGCCGAUGCCGGCUUGGGCCGUGCGGGCUGUCUUCGGGGCAGAGCGCGCCGUCAUGCUGUUGGAGGGCCAGAAAGUGGUACCAAAACGCACCUUGGAGAGUGGCUACCAUUUCAUCUUCCCUGAGCUGUCUGGAGCUCUGAAGGACAUUGUGGCUUGAAGACUCCUCAGUUGGACUGGGUUAGGUCCUGUUUUUGUGAGCUUGCUGGCUUACAUCCCUUCCCCUGUGAGAAAGAGGGUAGCCCUGCCUCUUCUUGACGGUUCCCCAUCCACAUACAGAACAUACAGAAAGGGUGAGCAAUCUUUUCACCAUCUGUCUCCCUUUGUGCGUCCUCAGUGUCACCCUUUACUGCAGGGCGACAAUAAACUGUGGUAGAUGGUCUCUGUUAGCCACCCACCCUCCCCACUAGGAAAGCUUAUAGGAGGAAAAGGGAGAGAGAUUUGCAAACUGGAAAAGUUAAAAAUGCUUUACUAAUGCUGCUAAUAAAUAGAGAAAAUAUACAAAAUAUACAAAACCAAUCCUGAAUUUCCUGGGGUGGCACAGCAUUGCAGGCAGGACUGGUGCCACUCCAGUGGCUGCAGGACAGGUACUCAGAAAUCCUGGGCUGGACUCCGCAGCAAACUGGAACUGGAUUCAGGGAUGCGGGAUCUGGAACCAGGCCUCGGAUCGCAGGCGUGACAGGCAGGGUCCUCUUCAGAUGCCAGCUGUGGUCGAAGAGAGCGAGAUCUUUGUGAUCUCCCACUUUUAUAGAGUGUAUGACAUGUGUGGGAUGGAAUAAUUAGUUGAUCAGUUUUAGUCAGCUAUUCUGUCCGCCCCUAUUUGUAAAUACGUCCCUCUCACGUAUGGGAUGUGCAAAAUUUAUCAGUAACCUUGGCUGCCACAGCAAUAAGUAUAAACCUGGGGCUCUUCUGCAUACUGUUGCUGCCAUUGUCAGCUCCAGAGCAAACGGUGUCUGAAAAACAUGCAACUGAAUUCAGACAAGUGCAGUUACUUAAAAGAACUUAGCUGAAAGGAAAACUCGCUAAAAGAGAACUGGUCUUGUUUUAAACAGAACCAGGACACUCAGUUUGGCAGUCAUCCCUCCUAUUGCCAUCUGCAAUCUCCACAUUACCUGCUUUUGGGGAAGGGCACAAGCUCCUCUAAGGAUUAAUUGUGACUGCUGAAUCUGCCAUCUUCCCUUUUCUACAGCGUGCAGAUGAGCUGCUUGCAGAGCAGCUGGGGAUGUAGUGUCUCCUCCCCUGAGAGACAGGGGUGGCAGCAGCAGGAAAGAGGUGUUCAGGUGUUGUCAUUCUCUUCCAUGUUACUGGAAGUCCCUCUUCCUGUUUUUACCCAUGCCUUUCCCUCAUGGUAACAUACACACCUAGUUAUACUCUUCUGCUUUGCCUUUCCUGGUCUCAUAGGAAAUGGAGUUGUGGUUGUGGGAGAAGAUUCAUCUUGAGGGUGUGCAAAAGGUGCUGGGUACAGAUGGCUUGGAGACUUUGCCAUCUCCUUUCUUGUGGCUCUGUGCUGGCACCAAGUUGCUGUGUCAGAAGCUCCAGCUGAGUCUAGGGCCAAGCAUCACACCCCUCCAGGAUUGCAUAAACCUGACGCUGUGGCAGGGAUGAAGGAGAAAACUGCUUUGCACACCUACAGGGACAGAGGUGGUGGGACUGUUAGCUGCUGGACUGCUCUUAAGGCCUUGGGUGUUGACCACAUCUGAGAUUGUGGUGGGGACAAACUGGGUGGUACAUCUUGGUGUGAGGCAGUGCAAGGCACUGCUUUAGUCUAAAGGGAGGAGUUACCUUCAUUGUAGUUAUCUAAUCCCAGACAGAGUGGUUUUCCCUUAUUCAUCCCAUGAGGUGGUACUUGUGUUCAGGUGGUUCCCACUGAUGAAGCAAUGAGAAUAUCCAGGCUUCCUGGACUGCCCUGGGAAGCAUUACCUCUUCUCUUGUGGAGAACAUUGCAAUUUUAUUAUCUCAUUCUGUAAGGAAAUGUAUCUACAUGCUUCCCAUGACUCAUUUUCACAUGUCAAAGUGGGUUGCAGAGUGUGAAAUGUACAGAGAAGUGAAGUUCUUUAUAGCAGAACAUUUAGAGAGAUAUUCCUAGUGCAAUGUAAUUUUGGGCUAGAAAAAUAUAUUAAAAACCACUUCAGACAAUUAAAAAGCCCUGCUCCAUUCCUGAAAUAAGAAACGAAACCAUCUAGAACACAUAUUUCUGGCUUAUGCCAGGUUAAUGUAGUCACAGUAGCAGAAGAGUCAGUCUUGGUGGAGUCUGGACUCCUCACUCAGCUGCCUGUUCAGUCCAGACUGGAGACACAAUGGCAACCUGCUGACUUUCCGGGCAGGAAAAUUAGGGUGAGAAUGUCCAGCUGAAGUUGUAGAUAAUCCUUGCAGUCAGUGCGAGCAUAGCUAGGUGAGCUGGGACUUUGGGAAUAGCUAUGAAAGAACAUCCCCUGAGAUACUCCCUGUGCUAAGUGUGGCUUGCUUGGAUUGCAUCUAUGCUGUCUGUAAGUUACAUGCAGGUUUCUUCCUCUUCCCAUGUGCCUCAGUUUCCUGGCCUUGAGAGCAAGCCAGCCUACUCUGAGAGAGCAUGAAAGAGAGAGACCUAUGAAAAGAUUUAAUAAGACAGGACAAACUGAUGGUCAAGUGUAGCACUCAGCCAGACCAGCACUGACUUACCCAGGUUUACUCCCAAGUAGCCUUUUUUUUAUACACCUUUUCUUCCUACCCUCCCCCUUUGUUGCUCCCAGCUCCCUCUCCCCUGCACAUUCCCUCAACAGUUUGCAUGGUCCCAUCAACUCCAUCCAAGAACCUGGACACUCAGGUUUGCAAUCCUUACCAAUUGCAAAGUCCUGGUUGCCUGUAGGUCCUUGAGAGCUUAGCAGUUAGUGUGACUGAUAAUGUUUGUUUCUAGUUGUUCUCUUUGUUUGUGCUAAUUGGUCAGGUUUUAUGACUCUCUGUGUUUGUCUCCCUCUCUUAUCUUGCCAAUUGUAAAAAUAAAUGUUCUCAGACUUGCUUCA